This is a messenger RNA of Ornithorhynchus anatinus (platypus), 2005 nucleotides long. Its product is annotated as programmed cell death 1 ligand 1. The record is from RefSeq and is a predicted model, not a curated record. Gene Ontology annotation, cellular component: external side of plasma membrane. Gene Ontology annotation, biological process: cellular response to lipopolysaccharide; T cell costimulation; negative regulation of T cell proliferation. NCBI's taxonomy places the organism in Eukaryota, Metazoa, Chordata, Mammalia, Monotremata, Ornithorhynchidae. The coding region runs from base 158 to 1033 and encodes 291 amino acids. The transcript has 8 exons.
UCGCCGGGGCCCCCGGCCUGCGAUCGGAUCCGGGGCUCGGCUGCCAUCGGAUCGCCACGUAGCGGGAAACCCUCUCCCUCGCUGGCAGGACAGGAGGACCGGAGGUCCCACUGGGUCGCCCGAUCGCCAGCCUUGGAAUUUUAGGUUGUCACAGGAGAUGAAGAUAUUGCCCGUCUUUACAUUCAUGCUCGAUUGGCAGUUGCUGAAUGCUCUGUUCGAGGUGGAGGUUCUUAAAGAAUCAUUUACAGUGGUCUAUGGCAGUAAUGUGACAAUGGAAUGCAGUUUUCCCUUUAAAGACCGUUUAGAUCUUGAAGCAUUAUCUGUUUAUUGGGACACAGAGGAUGAUAAACACAUCGUCAAAUUUGUAAAGGGUAAGGUAGAUCUUAAAAUCCAGCAUCACAGCUACAGAGGUAGAGCAACGUUGUUAAAGGAUAAGCUGCUUCUGGGGAAGGCCAUGCUUCAGAUCACCAAUGUCCAACUGACAGAUGCUGGGGUUUACCGCUGCCUGAUUGGCUAUGAAGGAGCAGACUACAAGUGGAUAACUCUGACAGUACAAGCCCCUUACAGCAAAAUAAACCAAAGAAUUUCGAGGAAUCCAACUACACUGGAAUAUGAAAUGACCUGCCAGUCAGAGGGUUAUCCAGAAGCAAGCGUAAUCUGGAAAAACAAUUACCACGAAGACCUCAGUGACAAGGCCAUCACGAACUCUUCACGUGGACCUGAUAUGCUGUUCAACGUGACCAGCACACUCGGAAUCAACGCCACAGUGAAUGAUACCUUCUACUGCUUUUUCUGGAAUAAAAAAGCUGAAGAAAACACCACAGCUGUCUUAAUCAUCCCAGAACAGACUAAAAUACCUCUGAUGAAUAAUAGAAAUCACUUAGCGACCCUGACAGCAGCCAUUUUGCUCGGAUCACUGUUAUUGCAUCUGUUUUGCAGCAAAAUAUGUGUGAGAGUGGCAGAUGUGGAAAAAUGGGAUUGCCAGUCUGUGACAUGUGAAGGACAAAGAUAUCCAAGCACUGGGAAGACUUAAACGUUGCCUCUGCAUCUUUGAUUUAAAGUAGGGAUUCUCAACCUGUUCCUUGACCUGUUGACAGUAUCGAAUGAAGCACCUAGAGGAGACGGGGGGAAAUGAGAGUGCAAAAGAAAAUAUAGAAAAGAAACAAACCCCUCAAAACACGGCUUUAAAAUCACAAACAAGAAGCAUUCAGACAAGUUAAGGAGCCUCGUCAAAUAGAGACAAAUUGGUCGUGUCAAAGAAAUGCUUAAUUUUCGCUGGAGCUGGCCAGGGCUGGGCCCCAGAGCCUUUGAGGGAGAAAACUCUGACACCCAUUAGCUUGGAAAACUUGUUGACCAGACGUGCUCUCAAAAUUCCCCUUCACCUGCUCUCUAGCCUCCCAAGGAAGACACUUGGAGAAAUGCCGAUUUGCUGUUUUGUUUUUCAUUUCAGCGCGUUAAGUAAGCACCCUCCCUGGCAUUUCUGUAGAUUGACUCGUUUUGUCACUGGGAGAAGGAUGAGAAUCCCCCGAUGUGUAGAUUGUCUGUACAGUUCCUGUGCGUUCUUCAGGAGAGAUGAGGUUCCCUGAGCCUCACUACCUCAUCGCCGAUAAUUACUGGGCGCUUACUGUGUGCAAAGCACCGUUAGGCACGUGGUCUUAGCCAUACGGAGACCCCAACUCUGAGAUUAAGACUGAGACCCUCAAGCACAACAUAACAUUAAUGUCGACGUGAUCAUUAUUUAUUUGAACCUCUGGAGGCUUCUUGUUCCAAGUAUGAUCUUGAAUGAUUUUAUUGUCAGGGUGGUUGUUUUUGUGUUUUUUUAAGAUGCCAAGUUGCUGCUAAACUGAUCGAUUUUAAUCCCGUUAAAGAUGUCCUUACUGUAAACAGUUUGUGUAGAGAGAAAAAUAUGGACCCAAACAGGGUUGUUCAUAUGCCGCUUCGAGCCCGAUUAAGCAGAUCGUGGAUUGUUUUUUUUUUUUAUUUGGGGGGUUUUGGGUUAUUUUAA